Chelonus insularis is the source of this 919-nucleotide messenger RNA. RefSeq names its product ubiquitin domain-containing protein 1. The coding region runs from base 161 to 880 and encodes 239 amino acids. The record is from RefSeq and is a predicted model, not a curated record. Gene Ontology annotation, molecular function: protein binding. Lineage: Eukaryota; Metazoa; Arthropoda; Insecta; Hymenoptera; Braconidae. The transcript is spliced from 4 exons.
UUAGAAACGGAUCGAACAAUCACUCUCAUACAUGUUUUCUUUGCAUUAUUAGAUGCAUGUUUGUUAAAGAAAACAUAAAAACAUAAAAAUGGAUGAAAAUAGAAAUACAAGUGUUUUCAAAUUACGUUCGUGAAAUGUUUGGUUCUUUAUAUUACGGAGAAUGGGAGGUUGCAUUGGUAUAACGAGGGCAAGAACUGCCUCUGUGGACGAUACCUCAGCAAAUUCAACUAGAACACAUUCAGGUAAUUCAAGGAAAAAUCAUCCACUCAGUCAUGAGAUUAUAAGAUGGAAAUCUGACGUGCCAUUGACUGAAGGUCAAUUACGGAGUAAACGUGAUGAGUUUUGGGAUACAGCUCCAGCUUUUGAUGGAAGAAAAGAAAUUUGGGAUGCUCUUAGGGCUGGUGCAACUGCUGCUGAAGCACAAGAUUAUCAAUUAGCACAAGCGAUACUUGAUGGCGCCAAUAUUUCAGUACCGAAUGGAUAUUUAACAGAAUGUUAUGAUGAAUUGGGUACGAGAUAUCAAGUGCCUAUUUAUUGUUUAUCGUAUCCGAUAAAUAUUGUUAAAGAAGAUAGUGGACGAGAUUCGCCCGCUGAUUGUUCAGAACCUGUUGAUGGAGGUAUAGAAAUAACAUUGAAAUUGAGACUGUCGACAACAUUAGGUGACGUUAAACUUCCUGUUUAUAGUAAAGAUACUAUAGGAAUUGCUAAGAAGAAGCUUCAGAGUCAAGAAGGACUAGAACCAUCAAAACAAAGGUGGUUCUUUGGUGGAAAACUACUUGGCGAUAAAAUGUUAAUAGACGAGGCGAAAAUACAACCGGGAUAUGUUAUACAGGUUAUUGUUAAUACUGAAAAGGAUGACAAUUCGAUAAGUGGUAGUUGAGAAAGGUUCUUAAAUAAUAAAAAAAACUGAUAAACAAAA